UGCAAGUUUUGAACGAAUAGUCCUUCAAAUACGGGUAAAACUAGCCACAAAAUUUUUCAGGACCAAGUUUUUUAACUAUACAAAAAAAAAAAUAUAUGUGAAAAAUCGAAAUUUUUAUUUGCAACUUAAAAGAACGAAAAUACCCACAAAGAACUUUAAAUCACAUAAAACUAGCCACAAAAUUAUAUCAUAUGCGCAAAGAAACAAGAGAGGGAAGAGAAGAGAGACAAAAAGAAAAGAUCAAAACUUUUUUUUCAAAAGAAGCAAAGCAACUAUCUGAAUCUGAAGAUGGGGAAGAAGAACUGUGAGCUAUGUGACGGUGUAGCGAGGAUGUUCUGCGAGUCAGACCAGGCGAGCUUAUGCUGGAACUGCGACGGAAAGGUUCACGGAGCUAACUUUCUGGUGGCUAAGCACACGCGCUGUCUUCUUUGCAGCGUGUGUCAAUCUCCGACGCCUUGGAAAGCCUCGGGUCUUCGUUUCGGUCCAACGGUUUCAGUAUGCGAGUCCUGUCUAGCUCGUAAGAACAAGACUCUGAGUCUGAAGAAAGAGAUUAGUAGUAAUGAUAAUCAUAAUGAUGAUGAUGAUUGUGAGGAAGGUGAAGAAGAAGAAGCGGAGAAUCAGGUGGUGCCAGGGGGUGUGGCUCCGGUGAUGAGUUCAUCGUCUUCCGUUAGCAGCGGAGAGGAAAGUGUCUCUGGCGAUGGAGGUCUGGUGGUUAAAAGAACGCGAGGGGGUCUGGAUCUUGACUGCUUCGAUGGCUGUGAUACGUCAUCGACGUCAUCAUCGUCUACUCUGGUUUUAAUAACCGCUAAGAAAAGGAGAUAUCUCAGCCGUUGAUUCUCUGCUUAGUUCAUAUUAGAUUAAUCUUUGCCGUUCAUUGCCAACAAUAUCUCUUUUAGUGAGUUGAGUUAGAGUAUGUUUAAUGGGGGUUCUUGGACCAUGAUUAAUCCGAAAUUUGGAGUUUUUAGCUUCGGUUAAAAACUGUUUCUUAGCUUUUAACCAAGAAAAGCUAAGAACCGUCUCUUAAAUAAGAGAUAUAAGAGAUGGUUCUAAGCCGAAAAGUGUAAAAAACAAAAAAAAAAUAUUAAAUUAUGAGUUAAAAAUCCAAGAAUCCGGGUUAAUCAUGCUUUUAUGGAUAUUUAAGAGCCGGUUCUUUUCUUUUUUAGUUAAAAAAUAAGAGAAAGUUUCUUAUAUUCUGCUAAGAACUCCAUCAUAAGAACCUCCCAUUAAUCAUGCUCCUAGUUCCUUUCAUGCUUAAUUUGCUUACAUGUUAGGACAGUCAAUGUAUUCGUUCUGCUUAGAAUGUUUUUUUAUUAUUUUUGUAUCUAUAAACUCACUGAUGCUUUGUUUUGCCUUCAAAACAGCGUUAUGUUUCUUAUUAUAAGUUUCUUAUGAAUCUUUGGUUUUUCUGGU
Brassica napus (rape) is the source of this 1410-nucleotide messenger RNA. RefSeq names its product zinc finger protein CONSTANS-LIKE 4-like. NCBI's taxonomy places the organism in Eukaryota, Viridiplantae, Streptophyta, Magnoliopsida, Brassicales, Brassicaceae. The record is from RefSeq and is a predicted model, not a curated record. Gene Ontology annotation, molecular function: zinc ion binding. The coding region runs from base 289 to 834 and encodes 181 amino acids. The transcript has a single exon.